AUCAGAUCCGAGGCAUCUCCUGGUAGGCACUUGCCAAUAUUUCACCGAAUUCAUUUCGAGGUCUUCAAAUUUGUGAUCGCUGGCAAGGGUCAGUGACAAUCAUGACUGUAAGGAAACAUUACACACCAGAGGUCCUUCUGAGCGCUCCGAGAAGAUCAGCAGCUGUACCCAGCUCAGAUGGAAAGCUUGCUUUAUACACACAGUCAACCUAUUCAUUCGAGACCCAUACCAGAACCAAUGAAAUAUGUGUCCUAGAUCUCACAACCGCUCAGUCUGUCACCAUCAGCAAAGACGCCAAGGCGAGCGAGCCCAGAUGGACAGGCACCAACCACGAGGUCAUCUGGCUGAAGGAGUGCGAAAACGGGAACACAAGCUUCGUUAUCACUGAUGCCACCUUCCCAGGCAAGUGUUAUACCGCUGGCACUGUUCCCGGUCCCGUCUCCAACCUCAAGCUUCAUGUCAUCGAAGCUGGCAAAGUAGUUGUCGCCGUUGCCGGACAAGCCAACCCAGAUGGCAGUCUUCAUAACCCCAAGGACGUGCAGAAACCGCACAGCUCCGCUCGGCUCUACGAUUCGCUCUUCGUUCGACACUGGGAUGCCUACGUCACGGAGCAGAGGAAUAGCAUUUUCACAGGUCUCCUUCAGAAAUCUCAACCCGUGGUAACCUCACGACAAGGCCGAUACAAUUUACUCGGCUUCAAGAACGCUUUACAAGGGUCAAGAUUCGAAUGUCCCAUCCCGCCGUUCGGCGGUACCGACCAUUUCGACAUUGGGCCGACGGGGCUGGUCAUCGUAGCGAAAGACCCCGAUCUCAAUCCCGCCACACACACCAAGGGCGACUGCUAUUUCCUGCCCAAGACAGACAUGAUGGACAUGAGCCCACCUCGCUUCCGUCGGAUUCGUGUUCCCAAGCUGCAUGGUGCAGCCACCUCCCCGGUUUUCUCCCCGUCCGGUGAGUCCAUCGCAUUCCUCAAGAUGGCCGUCGAUGGCUACGAAAGUGACAAGAACCGAAUUGUCCUCGUCCACGGCCUUGGUUGCGACGACGAGCUCUCGGCCACCGAACUCAUGCACACGAGCGACAGCAAAGGCGGCUGGGACCGGUCGCCUAGCUCUCUGAAGUGGACCCCAGACGGCAAAACCCUGCUCAUGGAAGCCGAAGACACCGGACGCGGAUGUCUUUUCGCACUUGACCUGAACCUUGAAGCACCCGGUCCGAACUGGCGGCCUCGCCAACUCACUCACUCAGGCUAUAUAAUUGACCUGGCUCCGCUUUCCUCUGACUCACACCUCUUCCUCGUCUCGAGCAAUAGCCUCGUCGACAACAGCACAUACACUAUCGUCGACUCAUCCGGCCAAUCGGCACCAGUGCCACUCUCAUCCUUUUCGAAUGGCGGCGCUCGCUUCGGCCUGUCGCCCCAACAAGUCUCGUCGCUAUGGUGGAAAGGCGCAAACUCUCACCCGGUCCACGCGUGGAUGAUGCGUCCGUCAUUCUUCCGCGCCGACCACAAGUAUCCCCUGGCAUAUCUGAUCCAUGGCGGCCCACAAGGCGCUUGGAACGACCAGUGGUCAACGCGUUGGAAUCCCGCUGUUUUCGCGGAGCAAGGGUAUGUCGUCGUUUGUCCAAAUCCGACUGGCUCAACCGGAUACGGGCAGGGAUUCACCGACGCAAUUCGGAACGAGUGGGGUGGACUACCCUACGUAGAUCUCGUCAAGGGCUUCGAGUAUAUCGAGGCGGAACUGAACUUUGUCGAUACGACCAGGGCGGUGGCACUCGGUGCGUCCUACGGAGGCUACAUGAUGAACUGGAUGCAGGGCCACGAUUUAGGACGCAAGUUCAAAGCGCUCGUCUGUCAUGAUGGCGUAUUCAGCAUGACAGGCCAAGUGGCCAGCGAAGAGCAGUAUUUCCCGGUCCAUGACCUUGGAGGGCCGAUUUGGGAGAGGCAGGAGAUGUAUGACCGCUGGGAUCCGAGCCGGUUUACGAAGAACUGGGCCACGCCGAUGCUGGUGAUUCACAAUGAGCUGGACUAUCGGCUGACAAUCUCUGAGGGGCUGAGCGCCUUUAACGUGCUGCAGAUGAGGGGAAUAGAAAGUCGGUUCUUGAGUUUUCCGGACGAGAACCAUUGGGUCUUGAAGCCGGAGAAUAGUCUCGUCUGGCAUCUUGUGGUAGUCAAUUGGAUCAACAAUUUCGUUGGACUGCCGAAGCUGGUUGACAGGCAGGGCAGGGACGGAUCCACGUUUGCGAGGCAUGGUCGUAGGGGGGAGGUUGUGAGAAGGGUUGGGGCGGCGCACUUGGAGCAGUGAAGACUGCAAUCUGUGAACAUAUUCGGACAUGGCAAAAUGAAGUAGGAGUUUGUAAGCGACACUUCAUGUUGACUGCAUCAGGCAUCAGAAGGUUUGGAGCAAAUAGGUACGGACGAUGGUGUUCCAAUGGCCGUUGGCGGUGUUUUGAGGUUGAAUGACAGAGUCUCUCUCCUCGUAUAAUAUACAAUACAAGAGUCUUUUUGGUGAAUGAA
This is a messenger RNA of Exophiala xenobiotica, 2512 nucleotides long. RefSeq lists its product as uncharacterized. Gene Ontology annotation, biological process: proteolysis. NCBI's taxonomy places the organism in Eukaryota, Fungi, Ascomycota, Eurotiomycetes, Chaetothyriales, Herpotrichiellaceae. The transcript has 2 exons. Gene Ontology annotation, molecular function: serine-type endopeptidase activity. The record is from RefSeq and is a predicted model, not a curated record. Bases 102 to 2300 code for a protein of 732 amino acids.